AGCAAUCGUAGGUAUUAUUAUAUAUAAUUAUAUAUAGACUGAGGGUUAAAAACAAAUUAAAAAAAAUAAUCAAAGGAAUCUUAGCAUCUGAGGCCCAUAGAAGAUUGAAGAUCACAUACUCUAACAAACGUAUCUGCUUCAUUUAUCAUCCAUUACCACCUUAAGCAGCCUACCAAAGUUCUCGAAAUACAAUUGUUUUGGAAUUAUGUUUCCUUUACAACCAGGAAAUGAGCUGUGUUUCAAUAUCUCCUCUGAUUCUAGUCAACAACAAAAUCUCCGACAAGAUCUGAUAUUGGGUGAUCCUCAACUACUGCUCUAUGCCACCACUAAUGAUGUCACAGUACUGGAUAAAACAAAGAAAAGUCUGCGACGAAAAUCAAUGUCUAUGGCCAAUAAUUUUGAUGUUAUUCCUAGCCCUAGGAGUGAUGAUAAUAAGAAGCUGAUGCAUAGAGAUAUUGAACGACAACGAAGGCAAGAAAUGGCUGCCCUUUAUGUUUCUCUUCGAAAUUUACUCCCACUUGAAUACAUCAAGGGAAAACGUUCGAUAUCGGAUCAUAUGAAUGAGGCUGUGAAAUAUAUAAAAUUUCUAAACAAGAAGAUCAAAGAACUGGAUGAAAAAAGAAACGAGUUAAUUGGUAUGAGAAAUGUUCCCCUACAAGCAGGAAAUUCAAGAACUUGUUGCCAAUCCAGGGGAGUUCAAAUCCGGCCAUCUUUGGGUGGCAUUCAGAUUGUUUUUACCACUAGUGGUUUGAAGGAGCAAGACCAAGGCUUGACCCUAUCAAAGGCAUUACAAGUACUUGCUGAUGCAGAAAUUUCUAUAGUUAACUGUGUUUCCACCAGAGUGCACGAAAGGGUUUUUCACACCAUACAAACUGAGGUGGAAGAUCCAAAUUGCUUAAAUCUAUCCGAGCUGCAGAAGAAAUUAACCCAAUCUUGAUAUAGUAAUGUUGAUUUAAACAAUAAGAAUGUUUGGUGAUUGUUGACCGCACGAUAUUGCAUGCAAUUCUAACUUCUUGAACUAAAAAUUUAGUUUUAUUACCAAUGAGCUGUAGAUCAAAUGGUAUAAGCGCUAGGCAGCAAAUUGCUAGAUCGUGGGUUCGAUUCCUCCCACAAGUGUUCCCCCUCCCCAAUUAUCAAAAAAAAAAUUAGUUUUAUUCUAUGC
Molecule: messenger RNA, 1162 nt
Organism: Mercurialis annua (annual mercury)
Lineage: Eukaryota; Viridiplantae; Streptophyta; Magnoliopsida; Malpighiales; Euphorbiaceae
Product: transcription factor bHLH118-like
Exons: 3
Coding region: 206-937 (243 amino acids)
Biological process (GO): regulation of transcription by RNA polymerase II
Cellular component (GO): RNA polymerase II transcription regulator complex
Molecular function (GO): RNA polymerase II transcription regulatory region sequence-specific DNA binding; protein dimerization activity; DNA-binding transcription factor activity, RNA polymerase II-specific
Source: RefSeq, a predicted model, not a curated record